UCACAUAUUCCUGAAUUUAACGGUUACUACCACACAGAGAUAUUUCGAACUGGGAAAAAAGGUGGGGGAGUGUCCCUUUACUAUAAAAGCUACUUGGCAUGCAGUGUUAUCUCUGAAUAUACUCGUGUCUCUGCGAAUUAUGAGUGUCUUCUUGUAGGGUGUCGUGAUUACAUUUUAGGUGCUGUGUACAGACCACCAUCCGGAUCCCCUAGUGUUUUUCUAGACUUCUUACAAGAAAUUUUUCAGUAUGCAUCUGAGAGUAAACUUCCUAUGGUACUAGUUGAUGAUUUUAAUAUUAAUCUGAUGUUGUCUGACUCAUGGCAAUUAGAAUUUUUAGAUCUCGUGCAAUCACAUGGUUAUGAAAAUUUAAUUGGUUGUCCUACCCGCGUUACAUCUGGGACGGAAACUUUAAUUGAUUUAUGUUUGACCAAUGCAAUGAGAAAUGACGUAGUAUCUGGUGUACUGACGGUGGAUUUAAGUGAUCACUUACCUCUCUUUUGCUUUCUUCCAUGCGCAAACGUCGGCUACAAUAAAACGAAUAUAACUAACCCUUAUUAUCGAGACAUAAACGAUUAUAGUAUCGAACGCUUCGUUACGCUUGUAUCGGCCAUACACUGGAAUGAUAUAUACAAUGAGCCAAACCCUAGUAAGUCCUACGAUAAGUUUAUAGAAAAGAUAAAAGAAGCCUAUGAAGAUGCGUUCCCAUUUAGGAAAGCCAAAAGACACAAGAAAUCACGGAAACCCUGGAUUACCGUAACACUUCUCAAACGAAUUAAAUGCGGCGAUUUAAACAUGAAUGCUGUAAAUUGCAUGGAGGGUUCAAUUUGCUGA
This is a messenger RNA of Ixodes scapularis (black-legged tick), 831 nucleotides long. RefSeq lists its product as uncharacterized. NCBI's taxonomy places the organism in Eukaryota, Metazoa, Arthropoda, Arachnida, Ixodida, Ixodidae. The transcript is spliced from 2 exons. The record is from RefSeq and is a predicted model, not a curated record. The annotation marks the transcript as partial. Gene Ontology annotation, molecular function: catalytic activity.